Antechinus flavipes (yellow-footed antechinus) is the source of this 2767-nucleotide messenger RNA. RefSeq names its product zinc finger protein ZFP2-like. Gene Ontology annotation, molecular function: RNA polymerase II cis-regulatory region sequence-specific DNA binding; DNA-binding transcription factor activity. The record is from RefSeq and is a predicted model, not a curated record. The transcript is spliced from 3 exons. Gene Ontology annotation, biological process: regulation of transcription by RNA polymerase II. Lineage: Eukaryota; Metazoa; Chordata; Mammalia; Dasyuromorphia; Dasyuridae. Bases 144 to 2390 code for a protein of 748 amino acids.
CCGCCCUCAGAGCUCUCUCUCUCUCAUUCUGGCCAGGUCCGCAUCCAGCCUGGGUAGAGGAGCCUCAGACCCCGGCCUCCCUCCCUGGGGCCCCUCUCCCUCCCCCGCCCGGCCGGCAGAGACCCAAGCCCGGAACCAGAGACAUGGCCCCCGGCAGCCGGAGCCCCUCGUCCCAGGAGUUGGUGACAUUCAAGGAUAUUAUGGUGGAUUUCACUGAGGAGGAGUGGGGGUUCCUGGACCCUUCUCAGAAGGAGCUGUACAAGGAGGUCAUGCUGGAGAAUGUUCAAAAUCUGCUGUCCCUGGAUGUAGAAAAUGAUUUCAAAGUAAAUGAGAUGAGUAAAAAGCUGGGAAUUUUUUUGGAAGAACAUGACCUACGAAGAUUCAUGGAUGAUGGUCCCUGUGACUUCAAUUUGAAGGAAAUGAAUGAUUUUAUUCUCAAAGUAGAUAAAUACCCAAAGAGUGAUUGUGAAUUUUAUGAAAUUGGAAAGAGAUUCAGAUGGUCUUCUAUCCUAAAUCACUGUAAGAAAAUGAUCUCAGGAAGUCAUUAUCUUCAAGGUAGUGAAUACAAGAAAUGUUUCACUGAAGAGGUAGAGCUGUUGGUUCCAGGUUAUCAAUGGGAUAUCGCUGUGAAAUGUAGUUCAGACCUCAAUGGCCAUCAGAAAAGCGAUAAUGGAGAAAUGCUUUCCAUAAGUGAUAAAAGUGAGAAGGUUGUCAGUCAGAGCUCUAAUCUCCUUACUCAUCAGCAAAUGCAUAUUAGAAAAGAACCCAGUGAAUAUAAUGUAGGUGAAGCAACCUCAUCCUAUCACUCAUCUCUUCCUUACCAUCCUGGAAUGAAAAGAUAUGGAUAUGAUCAGUGUGGGAAAGCCUUUGGUUGGAAUCCAGCUCUUGCUAGCCCUCAGAAGGCUCAUACUGGAGAGAUGUCUCAUAAAUGUACUAAAUGUGGGGGAGCUUUCUAUUACGGAUCAUUCCUGUUUGACCAUCAGAGAAUCCACCCUAUAGAGAAGCCGUAUUUAUGUCUUCAGUGUGGAAAGCCUUACAUAUGCAGUGAAUGUGGGCAAACUUGUACAGAUCUCUCCAGUCUAGCAAAACAUAAGAAAACCCACAUUGAAGAAAAGGCUUUUGAAUGUAAUCAGUGUGGAAAGACUUUUAAACGCAGCUCCCAUCUUGCUAGACAUCAGGGAAUCCACAGUGGAGAGAAACCUUUUAAAUGUAAUCUGUGUGGAAAGGCUUUCACACAGAGUUCCAAUCUUGGUUUACAUCAGAAAAAGCAUACUGGAGAGAAACCUUUUAAAUGUAAUCUGUGUGGAAAGGCUUUUAGAUUCAAUUACAGGCUUGCAGAACAUCAGAGAAUCCACACUGGAGAGAAACCCUUUAAAUGUAAUCAAUGUGGAAAGGCUUUUAGAUGCAACUCAAAUCUUGCUGCACAUCAGAGAAUCCACACUGGAGAGAAACCUUUUAAAUGUAAUCAAUGUGGAAAGGCUUUCACACAGAGUUCCAGUCUUGCUUUACAUCAGAGAAUUCACACUGGAGAGAAACCUUUUAAAUGUAAUCAGUGUGGAAAGGCUUUCACAAACAGUUCCAGUCUUGCUUUACAUCAGAGAAUCCACACUGGAGAGAAACCUUUUAAAUGUAAUGAGUGUGGAAAGGCUUUCAAACAGACUGCCCAUCUUGCUUUACAUCAGAGAAAUCAUACUGGAGAGAAGCCUUUUAAAUGUAAUCAAUGUGGAAAGGCUUUCAUACAGAGUUACAAUCUUGCUUUACAUCAGAGAAAUCAUACUGGAGAGAAACCUUUUAAAUGUAAUCACUGUGGAAAGGCUUUCAGAUUCUCCUCCAGUCUUGUUAAACAUCAGAGAAUCCACACUAGAGAGAAACCUUUUAAAUGUAAUCAGUGUGGAAAGACAUUCAUAUAUAAUUACAAGCUUGUAGAACAUCAGAGAAUCCACACUGGAGAGAAACCUUUUAAAUGUAAUCAAUGUGGAAAGGCUUUCAGAUUCUCCUCCAGUCUUGUUACACAUCAGGGAAUCCACACUAGAGAGAAACCUUUUAAAUGUAAUCAAUGUGGAAAGGCUUUCAGAUUCUCCUCCAGUCUUGUUACACAUCAGAGAAUCCACACUGGAGAGAAACCUUUCAAAUGUAAUCAAUGUGGGAAGGCUUUCAGAUCCUCCUCUAAUCUUAGUACACAUCAGAGAAUUCACACAGGAGAGAAACCUUUUAAAUGUAAUCAAUGUGGAAAGGCUUUCACACAGAUUGCCAAUCUUGCUGGACAUCAGAAAAUCCACACAGGAGAGAAACCUUUUAAAUGUAAUCAAUGUGAAAAGGCUUUUAAACGCAACUCUCAUCUUACUAAACAUCAGAAAAUCCACAUUGGAGAGAAAUCUUUUAAAAUGUAAACAAUGUGGAAAGAAUUUCAGAUCCAGUUCUCAUCUUGUCAGACAUCAGAGAAUCCACACUGAAAUGAAACUUGUUUUUUUGAUGGUUUUUUUUUUUUUUUUGGGUGGGGGGAACGGGGUUGGAGAGGAUAAUAGUGGGAAGUGUACUAGCCUUUGGAUUGACCUGCCUCUUGAUCCUCUAAUUUAAAGGAAGGCAUUAUUACAGUAAUGAUACAUGCAAUAGACUAUAAGAACUGAGAAAGCUUUGAAAACUGUUUUAUUGAAUUCAUUACUACUCAAAAAAUAAAUUUAACCUUUGCAGAUUUGUUUCUUGACAUAUUUUGCUGUUUGGGGUAAAUUUAAAAUGUUCAUUUGUAUGAAUUUCAAAAUUAAAGAAG